AUGGGUGAAAUAGAAGCUGUACAAUUCAUAUUAUUCGAGCAUGCUGCUGGUUAUUGUUUGUUUCGUGUGAAAGAAUUCGAAGACACGCCUUUGAUCGUUCCGCAGGUGGAAGAAAGUUUCAAUAAUGUGCAGCGUUUUUGCUCGCUAGUGAAACUUAUUGCAUUCAGUGAAUUCAAGAAUACAGAUUCAGCACUUGAAAAUUGUAAUGCUGUUGCAGAAGGUAUUAUUCAUGACGAUUUGCUUAAUUUUUUGGAAGAAAAUUUACCAAAAAAGAAGAAAAGUGUCGUAACAUUGGGUAUCCAUGAUCAAAAAUUAGCUGCUGCAAUAAGUGAAAAAAUUCAUGGAGUGAAAUGCCAAUUUACGGGCGUGGUUCCUGAAAUAAUUCGUGGAAUCAGAUAUCAUUUCUUUACCUUAAUCAAAGAUUUGCCGCAUCAUUCAUUGCAAAAAGCCCAAUUGUCUCUGGGCCACAGUUACUCUCGAACAAAAGUAAAGUUUGAUAUUCACCGUGUUGAUAAUAUGGUAAUUCAGUCAAUAGCUUUAUUAGAUCAGCUUGAUAAGGAUAUAAACCUUUUUGUAAUGCGCAUUCGAGAAUGGUAUGCAUAUCAUUUUCCGGAAUUAAGCAAAAUAGUUCCAGAACAAAAUAUCUAUGUAAAAUGCGCAGUUGCUAUUAUGGAUCGAAAAAGCAUUAAUGAAAAGACUCUGGAAAAUUUGGGAGAAAUAUUGGGUGAAAAUAGCGAAUCCAAAGUGGCAGAAAUAGUUGAAGCAGCGCGAACAUCAAUAGGAAUGGAUAUAUCGGAGAUAGAUUUACUUAACAUUGAUCGAUUUUCCAAUCGUAUUGCUGCACUGACAGAUUUCAGACAAAAUCUGAACGAAUAUAUCAAAGAACGAAUGGCAUCGUGUGCCCCAUCUUUAUCAGCUCUUGUUGGAGAACAGAUUGGUGCCCGACUUAUAUCGCAUGCUGGUAGUCUUACCAAUUUGGCCAAAUUUCCCGCGUCUACUGUGCAAAUUAUGGGAGCUGAAAAAGCAUUAUUUCGUGCCCUGAAAACAAGAUCAAAUACUCCAAAGUUCGGUUUACUUUUCCGCUCUUCUUAUAUUACUCGAGCAUCAAAGAAAAGUAAAGGCCGCAUAUCUCGUUUUUUGGCUAACAAAUGUUCGGUUGCAUCGCGAAUUGAUUGCUUUUCUGAAAUUCCAGUUCCAACAUUCGGCGAACAUCUUAGACAGCAGGUUGAAGAUCGUCUUAAAUAUUUUGAGACUGGUGAGAUUCCCAAGAAAAACGCUGAUGUAAUGAAGGAAGCCAUAAGCGAAGCAGUUAUUGUUCAAACAAAAAAAAAACGUGCACGAGAAAAUGGUUCGAUGCUUAUUGACGAUGAAUAUGUAAAAGAGAAAGUUAAAAAGAAGAAAAAGAGGAGUGACUUUUCCGAUUAA
Messenger RNA from Dracunculus medinensis (Guinea worm), 1425 nucleotides. Lineage: Eukaryota; Metazoa; Nematoda; Chromadorea; Rhabditida; Dracunculidae. The record is from the annotation of a GenBank genome assembly.